UCUCGCCGCGUCGUCGAUGCCGCCGAGGCUGAACUCUGGCCCGGAGAUUACGUGGGACAACCCGUCGCGUUCGUUCAACCCAGCGGUCCUUCAAUAGGCCAGUGGGCAUAUGGAGUCGUGAUUCGCUACGAGAUGUUGGCGGCCGGCCCAUCGCUCAGCGUGCUAGUCGGGCAGGAAGUUACUACGGUACGACUGUGUGAACCCCUUCGCAUCAUCAAGGCCGACCCGAUAACGUACGCCCUUCAAGUUGGGGUGACAGUGACAGACAUGGUUCUCAACGCCAAGGAGCUUCUCGUGCAACAGAAUGCAGUG
Molecule: messenger RNA, 312 nt
Organism: Phytophthora sojae
Lineage: Eukaryota; Oomycota; Peronosporomycetes; Peronosporales; Peronosporaceae
Exons: 1
Source: RefSeq, a predicted model, not a curated record